AUGGUCAAGCCAUUGACCUUUAAAGGCGACAAAAAAGUCAAGAAGCGCAAGCGAACAGAUGUCGAGAAAUCGUCACGCGAUGCUGUAGACGACGAAACAGGCCAGGUCCAAAAGGCCACCACCACUGAAGAAGCAGAGAAUGACGAUAGUUGGGUGUCCGCCGAGGCGACCACUGAUGUCUCAGGACCUAUCAUGAUUGUUCUCCCUACGGAUAUGCCUUCGGCGCUGGCUUGCGAUGCGACAGGAAAGGUGUUUACGGUUCCUAUUGAGAACAUUGUCGAUGGGAAUCCUGCUACCGCUGAACCGCAUGAUGUGCGCCAGGUCUGGAUCGUGAAUCGCGUAGCAGGCACAGAGAGCUUUCGCUUCAAGGGACAUCACGGACGAUUUCUCUCUUGCGACAAGAUCGGAAUGCUCUCCGCUUCAGCAGAAGCCGUAUCCCCCCUCGAAUCCUUCAACAUCAUCCCCACGGGCGACACACCAGGAACAUUCCAAAUCCAAACCCUGCGCGACACAUUCCUCAGCAUAAAGUCCCCCAACAAGGCAUCUUCCAAAACAUGCGACGUGCGCGGCGACGCCGACACCAUCUCGUUCGACACGACGUUUCGCAUCAGGAUGCAAGCUCGCUUCAAGCCCAAGCUGCGCGCGUCAAAGGAAGAAAAGGCGCUUGCCAAGAUCAGUCGGCGCGAGCUGGAGGAUGCUGCGGGGCGGAGGUUGGAUGAGGAUGAGGUGAGGAAGCUCAAGAGGGCUAGGAGGGAGGGAGAUUAUCAUGAGGCUUUGCUUGAGAUCAAGGUCAAGACCAAGGAUAUCAGACAAGAGAUUAUCCUCAACAAACCUCAUGUAACCCAAAACCAAACAGAGCGGCAGAGGCUCGACAUGGCAAUUCUGAGUAUGAUCGGACUCCUAUCAGUCUAA
Fusarium venenatum is the source of this 912-nucleotide messenger RNA. Its product is annotated as FRG1-like family-domain-containing protein. Gene Ontology annotation, cellular component: catalytic step 2 spliceosome; nucleolus; striated muscle dense body. The record is from RefSeq and is a predicted model, not a curated record. Gene Ontology annotation, molecular function: actin filament binding. Lineage: Eukaryota; Fungi; Ascomycota; Sordariomycetes; Hypocreales; Nectriaceae.